AUGGAAGAGUGCACAAUUUGCCUCGAGGGUAUUUUGCCACAUACCGAUCUUGGAGUGGUUUCGGGGUGCCGGCACCAUUACCAUGAACACUGUCUACUCCAGUGGUGCUCCCAUUCGAAUUCGUGUCCUUCUUGUCGACAAUUAUUCAACGCUGUGUUCGUAGUAGACCAGCAGACCGGUUCAGUAAAAAGGCGAGUGGUGAUCCAAAACAAGAUUUUAUUCACAGAUUCCAUAGAAAACAUUCCCCUGGAGUAUGUCAACCCGCCAGCACCUCCGGAAGACGAAGAUAUACCUGCUGGCUUGUGUUCUCUUUGUUCCUCUUCAGAUGUGCGAGCACUGACAGCGCCGAUGAUGAAGUGCAAUUCUUGCUUUGCCGGGUUCCAUUUGCGAUGCUUGGGGAUAACCAAUGUCAGAGAUAGCGGGAUGGAUCCUACAUGGUGUUGUCCAAUGUGUGAUGUUUCUCAAGACGUGGUGAUUUCCGGACCGUCUCUUCUCCCACAUCGACCUCAUCGAGUUCGCAAUUGGCGACCCACUUCGAUGGCUUCGGCGUCUUUGGUGCUGGCACCAAGAAGAAGAAGCAGCUCCGAGGGCUCUACAACAAGAAUCCCAGCAACAACUGAACGCUCGGGACGACUUAUUAUCCACAACGAGAACGGCGAGCUUGAUGAUUCGUUCUUGUAUACCGACACUCCCCAUACCCAGUCGCGGCCCAUGCUGCUUAAUGGAGGCGUGCUCAGUCGUCGAGAGACCCGCCAAUGGCAAACUUUGACCCCAGAAGAAAUCCAGUCGUGGAAUAUGUUCCACCAGGCGAGAGAAGGUGCCGACCAAGAAUACACCCAACCUUCACCCAUCAACGAUUCCAGACGAAAACGAAGAAGAAAACGAGACGUGAACACAAGCAACGCAACACCCACCAAUCAAACUCUCGAAAACUCUCGAGCCUCAAAUAUGGUGCGACCCAGUUUUUCUUCAAUCAUGAACCAAGUCCGCAACGGCCUGUCUCAUUCCCAAAUUCCCCAUUCGUCUCCUCCUCGAAGCGCCAACCAUUCUCCACCGGGAAACAGCCCCAUGGACGGCACGGGAAACGGAGACUCAGACUCUCAACUGGACGCCGACACUCGGACUUUUCACCAAAAACCCGCACUCACAUUGGAUCAAAAAACCUUGAUUCAAAAGCAUAUAAGAAACUACCUUCGUCCGCUCUACAAACCAGGAAACACCCACAGUCGAAUAUCAAACGAGGAAGACUAUAUUCGCAUCAACAAAAGUGUUUCUCGCAAAGUUUACAGCUACGUCUUGUCGUUAUCGUCGCCCGAGAAUGGUACGAUCCACGUUACAUUCAUCAACGACUACCUCCACGACCAAACCAGCUUGAAGCAGACGGUAGACCGGUUUGUGGAGGAGGAAUUGCGGCUAGCUAACAAGUAA
Messenger RNA from Meyerozyma guilliermondii ATCC 6260, 1428 nucleotides. RefSeq names its product ubiquitin-protein ligase. Bases 1 to 1428 code for a protein of 475 amino acids. The transcript has a single exon. NCBI's taxonomy places the organism in Eukaryota, Fungi, Ascomycota, Pichiomycetes, Serinales, Debaryomycetaceae. The record is from RefSeq and is a predicted model, not a curated record.